Messenger RNA from Lasiodiplodia theobromae, 1380 nucleotides. RefSeq names its product MFS transporter. Gene Ontology annotation, cellular component: brush border membrane. The transcript is spliced from 3 exons. Gene Ontology annotation, molecular function: transmembrane transporter activity. Bases 1 to 1380 code for a protein of 459 amino acids. Gene Ontology annotation, biological process: transmembrane transport. The record is from RefSeq and is a predicted model, not a curated record. NCBI's taxonomy places the organism in Eukaryota, Fungi, Ascomycota, Dothideomycetes, Botryosphaeriales, Botryosphaeriaceae.
AUGGCUUCUCCCUCCCCGCCCGUCACCAAAGAGGUCCGCCGCAAGGUGCUCAAGGUGCUAUUUUUCUCGCUGCUGCUUGACCUGAUUUCCUUCACAUUCAUCCUCCCGCUGUUCCCGAAGCUCCUUGAAUUCUACCGCGACCACGAAACCGCCCAAGCCUCGUCCAACACCGUACUCAAUCGCGUACUCUCCGGCUUGAACGCCUACAAGAAUGCUUUUGCGAAGCCCAUUAACGACCGCUAUGACAUUGUUCUGCUCGGCGGCGCACUCGGAUCGCUCUUCUCCUUCCUGCAAGCUAUCGCCUCUCCCAUAAUUGGCACGCUCUCGGACAAGUACGGACGGCGCACGGCGCUGCUCUGGUCGAUGACGGGCAACAUUCUCUCGGUGGCUCUGUGGGUUGCGGCGACCGAUUUCCGCACAUUUCUGGCGUCGCGUGUGGUGGGCGGAUUGAGCGAGGGCAACGUGCAGCUGGCCAUGGCCAUCGCGACUGACAUCAGCGACGAGGCGCAGCGGGGCGCCACCAUGGCUCUGGUCGGCGCCUGCUUCAGCAUCGCCUUCACCUUCGGCCCCGCUCUAGGCGCCUGGCUGUCGACCAUCACGACCGUCGCCGCCAACCCAUUCGCCACCGCCGCCGGUUUCUCGCUCUUCCUGAUCGUGACCGAGACGCUGUAUCUGUACUUCGCUCUGCCCGAGACCCUGCCCACUGUAUCCAACGGCGACGCGAAGCCCGCCACCGCCAAUGGCAAGGUCAAGGACGAGAAGGCCGAGAAGCCCCACGUCCGCACCAACUCGCACGCCCUGCUCAACUUCACGCACUUCAUCUUCAUCCUCUUCUUCUCCGGCAUGGAAUUCUCGCUGCCCUUCAUGACGUACGAUCUCUUCGCCUACGGUUCCAAGCAGUCCGGCCGCCUGCUCGGCUUCAUCGGCCUCGUCGCCUCGCUGCUGCAGGGAUCCGUCACUCGCCGCCUGCACCCGCUGCGCGUUGUGCAGACGGGCGUGCUGAGCUGCGCCGUCGGCUUCUUCCUGCUCGGCCGCCUGAACACCGAGAAGCAGCUGUACGCCGCCGCGGCCUGCCUGGCCGUGACGAGCGCGACGGUUGUCACGGGUUUGAACAGCUUGAGCAGCUUUGAAGCUAGCCAGGGCGAGAGAGGCGGCAAGUUGGGUAACCACCGCAGCUGGGGUCAAAUUGGGCGCUCUCUUGGCCCUUUGAUUUUCUGUUCCUUGUACUGGUGGGCUGGUCGCGAAUUUGCCUAUGCUGUUGGUGGAGCAGGCAUGGUUGGCGUGUGUGGGGUGGUGUUUGGUGCACUAAAGAUGCCGCCUGGAACGGAGGUUAAGAGGAAGAGUAAGGGUGCCGCGGCGGAUACAUCUGUGAAGUCAUAA